AUGACUGUAUGCGUGGAUUCGUGACCUUUAAACUCGGGUUUAGUGUCUUUUAUUACUUUACAGGAAAGAGAUCAAGGGUUCAAAACCACCAUGCGGACCACGGAGAGACUCUCAGGAACUUUUCACAGUGGAAGUUCACACCUCCUUUUCAGCAGCCUGUGAUUUAACCUGUUCUUUUUUCUUUCUUUUUUUUGAGCGACUUUAAUCAGCCCACCUUAAUGCAUCAUGCGAAACUGCGGCAGCGCAUGACGUAGACGUUUGUUCAUGAGUUGGUGAAGCUGCUGAGGGAAGUUGUUCACAGAGCCUCUCCUAUCUGCCGGGGUCUCCUUACCUGGGUUGCGCGCCACUCCCAGCCGGUGCAGAGCGUCUCCGCAGGGCAGGCCCCCCGCUGCUGUCAGGAUGGGGACACCUGGAUCUCCGCCUGCUUGGAAAGCCACGAUAUUCCUCUUAAACCUCAUCUCAGCUGCUGUGGCCAAAAGACACGUGGUGUUUUGGAAUUCUACAAACACAAGGUUAACAGGAGGAGAUCUGUCCAUCCAGGUAAAUCUGAAUGACUACCUGGACAUUUACUGCCCACAUUACCCCAACAAGGGGAGCCAUGGCCUCGAGCAGCCGGAGACGCUGGCUCUCUACCUGGUGGGAGAGGCCUCUUUCCAGGGCUGCGUAGAGACCAGAGGGGCCAUCAAGAGGUGGGAGUGUAACACGCCUUACGCUCCGUUUGGACCAGUACGCUUCUCUGAGAAGAUCCAAAGGUUCACCCCGUUCUCGCUGGGGUUUGAGUUUCUUCCAGGGCGACACUACUACUACAGCUCUCUACCGGCAGAUGAAGGCCCUCCUCUGCCAUGUAUGAAGUUGCGUGUCACCGUGUGCUGCGAGCCCACAUCAGAGGGUUCAAAGCAAAUACAAGAAACUGUACGUGGAAGUGGCGCCUGCUCACUGAGGAUAGCUUCCCCUCCACUCCUCCUCACCCUCGUCCUCCUCCUGCUGACUACCUGACUUCACCCUCUUCCGUCCGUCCUCACCGCCGACCUCGCACCCGUUCCCUGCCGGGAGCCGGGAGACAUUUACUCGGAUGUUCAAGUACACAAUGCAAUCUACGCUCAGACAGUGAAUGACACGAUGCAAUCUAUGCUAAGCUACUGCAAAUGACACACACAUUACCUUGUGGCCGGUUUACCUGAGAAAGACUCGGUGCGACUUCUCCAGAACGGGGCCACAGUGACUCAGGGACCGACACGCCGAAUCACAGUGAUUCAUGUCUUGUUGUUUUUCUUCUCCCACCACCCGUUGUGUAAGUAGUAACACAGAAUAUCACUCGUAGGCCUCGUCAUAUCCUCCUCUGAUGCCAGGAGAACAAUGAGUCUGUCAGGAAUCGUUCCAAACAAGUUCUCUCACUUUUUCAUCUCUGUUUCUCAUUUUCUACUCGUUGUUUUGCGUUUACUCCUUCUCGAGGACCUGCCUUUUUUUAAAAAAGUGGCCAAAUGAACAUGUACUACUGUACAGAGUGGCUCAGGUUGGAGGGCAGUCAUUAAGCUGGUGGCUUUUGUUUCUUCUUUACAUUGUUAGACAUAAAUAAGUGACACAUUUUUAACCGUGCCAUUUGCAUCUGAUUAAAGUAAACAUGGUAAACUUUUUCGACUAAUUAGAUUUUGGAAAUAAAGGUGUUUUAGGAGGAAAUGUUGGAAUAUUCUGGAAUAGUCAAGCAGGGUUCCUGCGCCCCCUACUGGGAUCAAACUGGUUUAACUGGAGUUGGACUGGGCUGGCCAGAAACUCAGAAACUGGACACUAUCUUUGUGGUGCUGUGUGGUGAUAAUGGGACCUGGGACAGAGUUUGUCCUCCCUGAUCGGACCCCCUGUUGUUGUGCCCCCACCUCCACCCUUCUCCCUGCUUCAGAAUAAAGCACAGAACAGAGGGGUUUAUGGGUAAAGAGCAUCAGCUUGCCUCGCUCCACUGAACGGACCACUGAGGGGGCUGAUUGGUUGAUGCUUGUGGUGACCAACCAGGUGUGUAGACAUGCACACAUGCUUUUUGUUCCCUUUUAUGUUGCUGUUGUCUUCCUUUUUUUUCUACAUGAUCCUUAAUUUUAGGUUUUACUGUGUAGUGAUUAUAUUCUGCAAAAUGAGAGAUAUAUAACUAUACGAUUCAGUGUUUUAGUGGCAAAUGAUCUCUGAUAAAGUCCAAAUGUCUGAUUAAGAAAUUAUUUUUGUGGCACACACAAACAAUCAUUUAUAUUCUGGAUAAACAUGUAUUUACUGGUAUUGUCAAUACGCUUUGCUACAAUGUAGUUAAAUGAUUUGUUGUUAUUUGUUUUAAGAAAUCACUCCAAUUUGCUGUCAUAGAUUUGGUAAAAAUAUAAUUAAAUCAAAUUAGAGAUAAAGUAGGUGUGAUAUUUUUUUUUCAUUGAAAUUAGAUGGAUUAUAUAUUUAUAAAAUUACGUAAUUAUUUCCCCACAAUAUUUGAGUGAUUUAAGCUCAGAAAAUCUAUAGGUUAAUUGUUUAAUUUAUUAAACAGUUUAUUCUGGAAAAAAAACAACUACAUUGUUGGCGCUUAAUAUAUUUGUCCUCAUGUUGUAAAUCACACCAGUCAUGCCAUUAUUUUUAUGUUAAUUUCCUAAGUGGGUGAUAAAACUGAUGUUCGAAGAUGUGUUAAAUAAUUUCAGUGAUGUAGAAAUUUAUCAUGUACAACUAGGAUUUUUGAUUUCUUUACCUGUGUGUGUGUAACGUGUUCUGCUUUCACAUUUUAGUGAAGAAUGAAGCUUCUUCUGUGAAGACUUAACUGCAAUCUGAGCCUUUUUUUAUACGUGGCAGACAAGAUAACAAAAUAAAUAUGAUUGCAUUUAAACGCU
This is a messenger RNA of Epinephelus lanceolatus (giant grouper), 2846 nucleotides long. RefSeq names its product ephrin A4 (gene efna4). NCBI's taxonomy places the organism in Eukaryota, Metazoa, Chordata, Actinopteri, Perciformes, Serranidae. Gene Ontology annotation, cellular component: plasma membrane. The record is from RefSeq and is a predicted model, not a curated record. Gene Ontology annotation, biological process: ephrin receptor signaling pathway; axon guidance. Gene Ontology annotation, molecular function: ephrin receptor binding.